GAGGAAGAGGAGGAAGUGGACAGACAGAUAGAGGCCUUACCCCGGCUGAUCCAGCAGAGGGACCAGCUGACGGAGGAGCUGGAGAGGAUGAGAGAGGAGAAACAUCAAGCCAGAGAACUCCUCCAGCGAGCGAGGGAGGAGAGGAGCGAGGCCAAGGAGGAGGAGGAGAGGCUGAGGGAGGAGAGAGACAAAGCCAGGGAGGAGAGCCGGAGGGCAAAGGAGGACAAGGCUCGACUGGAGAGCAAGGUGGCGCUGCUGCAGGAGAGAUGCGACCGCCUCAGUCGCAGAGUCGGUGAGCUGGAACACAGCGAAGGAGUGAGCGCCUCCUCCAGACUGGAACCUAAACAGGACAAGAACAAGGCAGAGAAAGCCGAGGUGACGGCGCCCUCCAGUGACAGGAGAGACUCAUCGCUGCAUGUGGAAGACCUGGACGACUCGCCGCACUCCCCUGUACCUGACAGCCACGGCAGCAUGGACGAGUUCAGAUGCUACAUCUCCUCACAUGGAGCAUCCAUCCACAAAACCAAACUCUUCCUGGAGAGGGAGAGCAGCCGGCUGAUGGAGAGACAGGCAGUUCUGCGGGCGGCCCAGACCAGCUCCUCCCAGGACCCCGACCAGGAUGGAGGGGUGACUGAGGAGGUGAUAAGAACCCUCCAGCAGGAGUCCAGACACGUGGUGGAGCUGCAGCGGACGGUUCAGAGAGGAAACACUCUCCUGCGGAGGAAAGAGGAGCAACUGGAGCAGCUCGAGAGCUCGAUGGCCGAAGAGCCGUUCAUUGAGGAUCUGUCUCGGCUGGCAGGAGAGAGGAAGGUGACUUUUGAUGUGACUGAAUCUGACCUCAGCAGCACUCUGGACCCGCCAGAUAGGACAGGUCAUCCCACCGUCCCGGACAAAGUCCAGGAGUUAGCGGAGUCCCUGCAGCAGAUCUCAGGCCAGCUCCACACCGUCCUGAGUGUGUUGGGUUCACUGGCGCCGAGGCAGAGCGCCACCUUUCCUCCGCCUCAACAUCACUCCUCCGCCUCUGCCUCCGUCCUGCACCAGAUGCACACCCUGAGCUCCAGCUCCUCAGCUCCGCCUCCGCGGCUCUCGGAGCCGUCCUCGAACUGGGCGCCCCAAGGCAGCUCCACGGCCACCCCGUUCUUCAGCACCCCCAUCAGCAGUGGGCUGAGGGCCUCCGAGGACCUCCUCAACAGCCGAUGGCACCAGAUAUUCCCUGGAGCAGCCAUGGACCCCAUCGCCUCCAACACCAUGGGGUCUACCUCUGCUUACUCAUCAUACACUCCUGCUAGUGAACACAGUCGCAGCCUGUGGUCCGUGCAGAAGUCAGCGGAGGUGGACAGCCAGAGGCUGCAGGGGCUGAUUGACGGCAACAAGAGGUGGCUGGAGAUGCGCAAGAAGGACACCAGCAUACCUCUGUUCACUCGCUAUCGCGCUCCUCCGACCAAGAGCAGCCUGGUCCAGCUGGGCCUGGAUGACAACAACCAGAUCAGAGUCUAUCAUUACUGAGGACGCGACGCACGGUUCAGUCCUUUCGCACUGUGACUGGAGCCGAGGACUUUGGAGCGUUAACGGCCGGGGCGGCGAGUCAGCCGUUUGUAAAAAAUGGAGCCAAUACACUUUUAUUUUACAUGAAUUACUUCAUGUUCCACAGAUGUUGACAGUCAUUAGCAGUGAGCCAUUGGUUAGUGUACACUUUGUGUGCAGGUAGAGAAAACAUGUAUUUUGUGCAUAUACUGUAUGUGUGUGUAAAUAAAUGCUGUAUUUUUCUAUGAAAUAUUUGAAUAAAUAUAAUUUGACAUACUAAUGCAUUGUGUCCUAGUAGAGGCAAGGAACCUGGUUGUCGUCCUGUAUUAUAUGUUCACACUGAAGAUCAACGACAGAAGUCGCAUUCAGAAUCUGAAAAUGAGAUCUUUAUUCAGUAACCGCUCAUUGCAAUGUUUGACAUUAAAAUCACAUUUCUUUCCCCCGUACAGUACAGUGCAGAAAAUACCUUUGCAUUCAGACUAGGGCAGUCUAGAAGUAAAUACAAUCAUCAUCAUUAAUAUUCUCCAAUGAGCAGGACGGCUAGCUGGAGGAUCUGACCAAUCAGAGCACGGUAUGCGACAUGAUUAGAACAUUAAAAGGCCACCGACAGACUGGACAGAGCUCAUGUUCUCACAUUUAGGUUUGUAAACACACACACACACACACACACACACACACACAC
Messenger RNA from Anarrhichthys ocellatus (wolf-eel), 2206 nucleotides. It is a transcript of the gene cep164, whose product is annotated as centrosomal protein 164. The record is from RefSeq and is a predicted model, not a curated record. NCBI's taxonomy places the organism in Eukaryota, Metazoa, Chordata, Actinopteri, Perciformes, Anarhichadidae. Bases 88 to 1506 code for a protein of 472 amino acids. Gene Ontology annotation, cellular component: centriole; ciliary transition fiber; centrosome. The transcript has 10 exons. Gene Ontology annotation, biological process: cilium assembly.